Molecule: messenger RNA, 270 nt
Organism: Sclerotinia sclerotiorum 1980 UF-70
Lineage: Eukaryota; Fungi; Ascomycota; Leotiomycetes; Helotiales; Sclerotiniaceae
Exons: 2
Coding region: 1-270 (89 amino acids)
Source: RefSeq, a predicted model, not a curated record
AUGGAAGUUCAAAGCUGCAAGUUAAAAAAAUGUGGUAAGGACCGUUGGCCUGUGUUUGAACUUUGCACGGCACUUUGGCCACUUAGAGCAGCUCCACAGGGACCCUUGAUCAACUUUACCCCACCUCACACCCACCUAGAACCCUGGACUGGCUGUGAGAUAAUCGAUAACAAUCUUGAAUCCCCAGGCUCUUUUGAUAAACUGGUGAACGCCGAGCUGCAAUACCUGCACGUUGAGCCUUUUUGGCACAAUGCAUAUACGCUGGGAUAG